Alosa alosa (allis shad) is the source of this 3730-nucleotide messenger RNA. RefSeq names its product centrobin, centrosomal BRCA2 interacting protein (gene cntrob). Bases 89 to 3499 code for a protein of 1136 amino acids. Lineage: Eukaryota; Metazoa; Chordata; Actinopteri; Clupeiformes; Clupeidae. The record is from RefSeq and is a predicted model, not a curated record. Gene Ontology annotation, cellular component: centrosome; centriole. Gene Ontology annotation, biological process: regulation of cilium assembly; centriole replication; centrosome separation. The transcript is spliced from 20 exons.
CUGUCAAAUCUCAGAGUUGUGUCGUGUGUGUGUGUACGUGAGUGUGUGUGUGUGUGUGUGUGUGAAGGUGGGCACCCAUCGCUCCGAGAUGUCAACAGACAGAGUGGAGGACCUGCUGAGUGACAUCGAACCUUUUCAAUCCUCUCCUCCUCCAUCCCCUCCGCCAUCUCUCUCCAAGCCUUUCCUCUCCUCUCUUUUGCCGUCUUCCCUCGCUCGCUCCUGGCCCUCCUCUCCUCUCUCUGUGCUAGCAUCCUCACGUGAGGUCACCACCCGCCUCUACUCCUCCCUGCAGCAGAGCAGGGUGCACGGGGCCACAGAAGAAGGGGUCACACGCUCGUUCUCGGAGCUCUCCAUCAAACCAAGGCAGGUGUCGUUUAAACUCUCCUCAGCCUCCCCAGAGGCGUCUCAAAUGAGCUGGUUUGACACCACUCCCCCAUUUGCCUCUGACAGGCCAGAGCACACGGAGGAGGAGGAGGAGGAGGAGGAGUCUACUCUGAGCACAAGCCUCUCCUCUGAGGUGGUUGGGCUCGCAAAGACACAUGCAGACCUGGGGCCAGAGUUAGAGGUAGGGCAGCUGGUUGAGGAGAUGAGCGCAAAUCUGAAGACAAGUCUCAGCCACAGCAACAGCUUACAGAGUGGCCGACGACACAUUGAGGACAUGGAAAAUUUGAGGAGUCACCUGCAGACCAUGCUGAAAACGAGGCCAGCUGAGAGACGGGAGGCUCCACAACACAGCCAGCAGUUUCAAGAUGACUCGUUUGGCAGUGAAGCAACAACUCACCUGCUGAAUGCUCCUCUGUUCCCCUCUGUCUCCCCUCCUCUCUCCAUGACUGGUUUGGAAGACCUCUUCCCCCGCUAUACCCGCUUGCACUCUGAACGCGCUCCACCGCCAUUGUCAGGGGAGACACAGGUGUUGAAGGAGAGUCUGGAGCGUGAACGCACACGUCGAAAGCACUGUGAGCAACAGCUGUCGUUGCUGCAGAACAGGACUCUUGCCCUGCAGCAGCAGCUGGCCCUGGCUAUCUCAGCUGACCGGAAGAAGGACAUCAUGAUCGAGCAGUUAGACAAGACGCUGGCGAAGGUGGUGGAAGGCUGGCGCCGGCAUGAGCAAGAGAAGAGUGAGGGAGUGAAGAGACUCCAGGAGGAGAAGGAUGCGGCAGAGAGGGCUCAAACCAAACAGCAGGAGACGCUGGCUGAAUUUGAGAAGUGCCUCUCUCAGGCUGCAGAGGCUUUAGACAGAGAACAGAAGCUGAAAGAGGAGCUGGAAAACUCCAACAAAGAACUGGAAAAGCAAGUGUUGGAGCUGCGAACGUCUGUGGAUCAGCUCCAUGAAGAGUGCCAGCAUCUGCGGGCAGAAGGGGAGGAGGUCAGGUCAGAGGCGGAGAGGCUCCAACUCCAGACCCAGGCCUCUCGGGCUCAGCUGGAGCAGCAGCGGGAGCAGAGCAGCCGCAGGGAGAGGGAGCUGCAGGAGCAAUUCAGCCAGCAAGCGCGGGAGCUCGAGACGGAAAGGCUGAGUGGUGAGCAGGCCCAGCAGGACUGUGAGGACCUGAGGGGUCGGCUGAAGGAGGAGAUGGAGCAGCUAGAGGAGAUGAGGAGGGAGAGAGACGCUGCCAGAGUGGACCGAGCUCUGGACCAGGCUCGUUUUGAAGCAGAGCGUUCUCAGCUGGAGGUGGAACUGAAGCUGUCGGUGGAGCAGGAGGUUACUGAGAGACUCGUGCAUAUUCAAGAGGAGAAUGCCACCAGCACCUCCAAGCUACGAGAACAACAUAGAAAGCAGCUGCUGGACCUAAGUUGUCGGCACGACAGGGAGAUGUCUGCCCAGCAGACCGAGUUCAGAGCCCAGCUGCAGGAGCGUGAGGACAAGCUGCACGCCUUCACACAACAGUGCGAUAGCAAACUGUCCGUAAUGCAGGAGCAGCUGGUUUCCAUGGCAACCAGCAAGCGGAGGCUCGAGCAUCAGAGGGCAGAGCUAGUGUCUCGUCUGCAGGGCAUGAUGCGCUCCCAUUGGACUGAGGCUUUGAGGUUGUUGGCCAAUCAGGGUCAGUUGGAAGGUCCCCUCUCGCCUCACUGUCUGUGGGAAGGUAUUGGGACCCAUAACUUUCCAGUGGAAGAAAAUAAAACAAAUUGCAAGCAAAUCAACACAGACAGCACACAUUCAACAGUCCCUCAGGCAGUGGUGCUCCAUCUGUCCAGAGAGAGAGAUGGAGAGAUGAGAGGAGAGCGAGAGAUGGGAGGAGGAGGAGAGUCUGAUAAUACCGUCUUUAACCACAGUCACAUCUUCACUUCCCUCGAACCGCAGCUGGAUGAGACCGGCCUUACAGCGCUUGGCAACUGUGAUCUGGACCUCUGGGAGAAAGUGCGAGGUGAAGAGGGGGAUAGAGGGAGGACAGGGAAGGGAGGACCGGAGAGAACAGACAGUGCAGAGAAAGAGAUGAACAACAGGCAGCAGCAGCGGGAGCAGCAGAGUCACAUUCAUAGCACAAGUGAGAUGCUCCACCCAGACCCUUUCCAGAGCCCAAACCAGUUCAAGAGCUUAAGACAGUUCCACACAUCCAAUCAGUUCCACAACUCAAGUCAGAUCCAGAAUUUAAGCCAGAUUCACACAUCAAAUCAGUUCCAGAACUUGAGCCAGCUCCAGACCACAACUCAGUUCCCCACCUCAAGUCAGGCAUCGAGUCAUUUCCAGAGCUCAGGUCAGUUCCAGAACUUGGCUGAGGCAGAGAGCAUGGGUCACACCCUGGCCCAGAAAACUAGACCGAAAUCUCAACCGUCCAGCCAGGAUGGGCCUGAGCGUGCAGUCCAGGGCCAGCACAGCGACCAUGGCUCAAGGCCACAUCAGCCUCCCAGUCACUUCAGGGGUCACAGUGCCAGUCAGAGCUCCAGUCGCCUCCAUACCAGCAACCAGAGCCUCAGCCAGGCAGAGGUUAGCUCCUCCUCCCCUGAACAACGAGCCAAUCACAGUAGCUUCAGCUCAGAGGUGUACAGCAGUGAUUUGGAUAGAGGACCUCCAGUUAAACACCACAGCCCGCCCCUGAAAGUAAAAACUGUGGAGGGGUCGUCAUCAUUGGGGCAAGAGAGACAUAGUGAGCUCCAGUACUAUAUCACCAAGCUUUUGGACUGUUCCCCUGGUGAGCCGUUCCUUGAUGCGCAGGUGGCGGCCCUGUCCCAGAGCGCCAGAGGGCCAGCGGGAAGCCCACAUUCAGACCCACUGAGCCAGCUGCUCAAGCAGCCCCAGGCCAACACCCAGACCAUGCAGCACAUUCAGCAGCUCUACAACAACCUGCUCAGGACUGAGUAUGAGAAGAACAUGGCUGCCGUCCAAAGUAACCUGGACCAGAAGCUUAGCAAGCUGGAGAAGAGUGAGGAGGCAGAGCCACCACAGCCCUGUCCAGUCACAGCCCCGCGGCAACCACAGCAAACCAUGGUCAACCGAGUACGCAAGGCCGGACCAGGCCAAGGGAACAGGACAGGGUCAACGAAGGUCACCGCAUGGAGAUGAAGGAGAAUGAGAUUAAGAAGAGCGAGAGAGAGAGUGUGUGUGUGUGUGUGUGUGUGUGUGUGUGUGUGUGUGUGUGUGGUCAUAUGGUACAACCUGUUUUUAGAUGAUGAUCAAUGAUGAAAAGUCAGUUGACCACAAAACCAAGAAAAAGACUACUGAUCGUCCUAGUCUUGUUCAAUGUGUUUUUAAAUUAAGUGUUCAGACUUUUAUUAAAUGAUUAUGUUUUUAAUA